This is a messenger RNA of Capsicum annuum, 2519 nucleotides long. Its product is annotated as NAC domain-containing protein 30. Gene Ontology annotation, molecular function: DNA binding. Bases 1293 to 2261 code for a protein of 322 amino acids. Lineage: Eukaryota; Viridiplantae; Streptophyta; Magnoliopsida; Solanales; Solanaceae. The transcript has 4 exons. Gene Ontology annotation, biological process: regulation of DNA-templated transcription. The record is from RefSeq and is a predicted model, not a curated record.
GUUAUAUAUAUUUUUUUAUUGAUCUAUCUUUAAAAAGAUUAUCUUUUUCUAUUUUUUGUAAUUUUUUAAUUUCAAAAUUCUAUAUGAUUAUAAAAUUAAAAGACGUUUUUGUUAGAGUUUGUGACCCAAAUUCUGUUGAUUUGGCCCUGAAAAGUUUGCGGUGCGACUCAUAUUUGUGAUUUUUCAUGGAGUCUGUGGUGAUAGCGUAGGGAUCGGGCCAAUAAGCCUGAUCCAAGAGCCCGGGGUGCAGGGUUGAAGCCCCCGCGAUAUGAACUUAUGUUUUUGGACCUAGAAUUUAUUUGUACGCAUAUAUUAUAUAAGUGCAUUUAGUGGGUCGUUUUGGAUAAAAAAAAAUUACGUCAUUGAGACUACGUUUCCAACCUUGUACUCUUUUCCUUCACAGUGAAUUUCCUCUGCCUCUGCCUGCGGUUUUUUCCGCAAGGAUUUUCACGUCAAUCUGUGUGUUCUUCUUGUCAUGCUUUUGCUUGUGGUUUGCUUCAUACUGUCCGAUUUAUAACAAUUUUGAUGCAUUAUACACAAUCUUUAAUUUGAGACAACAAAAUUUAAAAAGGUCUCUUAUUUUUUAAAAUUUGAUGUGAUCUAAACAAACUAGACACUAAAUUAAAAGGGACAGAUCGGAAUUUGCAUUAUCAAUGUCUUUUAACUUGUUAUCAUAGGUAGCUUAUUUUAACUUUCUGUUAUUAAUCUCACAAUUUAUCUUCAAGAUGUCUUGAUAGUGUUAGUUAUUUUUUCUAUUAGUGUAUAGAUAUUAAUUAAGCUCUCUUAAAGAUUAGCAUAUAUUACCGAUAUUGAUAAUAUAAAUAACUUUUGUAUUAUUAAGUCACAUUAACCUCUUUUAGUAGGUAAAUUUGUUUUAUUUUCAAUUUUAAAUCUCAUUUUUUUUUAAACAAAAGAGCUAGUUAUCCUGUUGGAUUAUGCUAAAUAUGUUAUUACUAUGUGUAUGUGUAAAAAGGAAAAAAAGGAUAAUUCGGUGUGCUAAAAAUUUCGCUAUAUAUGCGCGGGAUCUAGAAAAGGACCGCACUACAAGGAUCUAUUGUACACAGUCUUACAUCGUAUUUCUGCCAGAGGUUGAUUCCUCGUACGACUUGAACCCAUGUCCUCCUUAUGAAAUGACGCAUAUAUAGUCAACCCUACCCUUUGUCCCCUCCACUACACCAAGUGAAAACCAAAAGCAUAUGCCUCUUGAUCAUGAGACUUGUGCUCACGAAUGGAUGUGAAUGAUGAGAAAUCAAGAAGACUAGAGAGUAAUACAAAGUUGAAGAAAAUCAAGAAUGGAUCAGAUGGACUCAUGCGUACCUCCAGGGUUUAGAUUUCAUCCAACAGAGGAAGAACUUGUUGGAUAUUAUCUCAAGAGAAAGAUUAAUUCCCUCAAGAUUGAUCUUGAUGUCAUCACUGAUAUUGAUCUCUAUAGAAUCGAGCCAUGGGACAUCCAAGAUAGGUGUAAAUUGGGAUAUGAAGAACAAAAUGAGUGGUAUUUUUUCAGCCACAAGGACAGGAAAUACCCUACUGGAACAAGGACAAAUAGAGCCACAGCAGCUGGAUUCUGGAAGGCAACAGGAAGAGAUAAAGCUGUUUUAUCAAAGGAGAAAAUGAUAGGGAUGAGGAAAACAUUAGUUUUCUAUAAAGGAAGAGCUCCUAAUGGAAGGAAAACUGAUUGGAUAAUGCAUGAAUACAGGCUCCAAUCCACUGAACUUGCUCCUCCUCAGGAAGAAGGAUGGGUGGUAUGUAGGGCAUUCAAGAAACCAAGUCCAAACAAGCAACCAAGUUUAGAAGCAUGGCAAAAUGCUUAUUAUUUUAGAGGAGGCAAUUACACAACUUAUAGACCUACUUCAUCAUCAUUAUCAGAAAUCACAAGUACUCCACCAAUGCAUCAUCAACCUCUCAAUAAUACUAAUGCAUUCAACCAACCAACAAAUUUCCAUCAAUUCACAUUCAAUCCAUCUCAUGAUCAUCAAAAUAUGAUCAUUAAUAAUUCAAGCCACAAUUUCUUUGAGAAUCAACUAGUUGAACUCCCACAACUUGAUAGCCCUACUACCAUUUCAACAACUUUCUGUACAAAAGAUACAAGCUUUGGUGAGCAGAGUUACACAGAUAACAACAAUGAAGACGAUCGCGAUGAAGAGAAGCAUAGUAAUGGGAUUAAUAAUAGCCAAUUUUAUGGUGAUUGGAAGAACUUUGACACAUUGGUUGAGCCACCUUCUCAUAUAAGCCAUUUGCUUGAGUGCUUCCCAGAUUUGUAGCUUCCAAGAAGAUGGUAUAUAUUAUGAAAAUCUUUUAAAGAAUAGUAGAAUUUUUUCUAUUUUGGUUUCUAGUAAAAAACUUCAAGGGAAAAAUGAAAGGGUAAAGGAAAAAAUGUGGAAGGAAAAAAGGCAGCUGCAAGGCAUAUGGCCUUAUGUAUUAGAAUUCAAUUGUUUGUCUUUCAUUUAACUGUUUAAAGAUGUUAACUGUGAAUUGCUGUUAUUAUGUAUCCACUAAUCAAAGAAGCUUUUUUUUUUUUU